Messenger RNA from Pogonomyrmex barbatus (red harvester ant), 1614 nucleotides. Its product is annotated as DDB1- and CUL4-associated factor 13. Gene Ontology annotation, molecular function: protein binding. Gene Ontology annotation, biological process: maturation of SSU-rRNA from tricistronic rRNA transcript (SSU-rRNA, 5.8S rRNA, LSU-rRNA). NCBI's taxonomy places the organism in Eukaryota, Metazoa, Arthropoda, Insecta, Hymenoptera, Formicidae. Gene Ontology annotation, cellular component: small-subunit processome; nucleolus. The record is from RefSeq and is a predicted model, not a curated record.
UAGCGCUUGCGCAUAUUCUAGUAUUAUUUUUCAGUUUAUUCUUGAUACACGUGGAACGAAAUUGGACCAUAUAUCAGAAAAAUAAUUUUUUUUUUAUGUAUCUUUUGACAAAGUGUGCACAAUAAUUUGUUUUCAGGAUGAAGGUUAAAGUAUUAAGUAGAAAUCCUGACGAAUACUUACGAGAGACCAAACGAGAUAUUCACAAAAUCCCUCGGAAUUUUGACCCCGUCUUACAUCCCUUUCAAGCGGCAAGGGAAUAUACGAAAGCGUUAAAUGCCGUUAAACUAGAGAAGGUAUUUGCAAAACCGUUUUUGGGUAGUCUGGAAGGCCACAAAGAUGCAGUGUCCUGCAUAUGUAAACAUCCAUCUCAGCUAUCUACUCUUUUGAGCGGUGCUUAUGAUGGCGAGGUGAGAAUAUGGAGUCUGAGCCAGGGAACCUGCACACGCGCUUUUCUGGCUCACAACGGCAUAGUUCGCGGUAUUGCGUAUGCAUUGGAUGGAAAACAUUUUAUCACUAUUGGUGAUGACAAGACAAUUAAGACCUGGGAUGCUAUCUCUGAUGAUGAGGAGGAGCCCAUAAAUACUAUUGUUAGCAAAAUGGUAUUAACUAGUAUAACUCAUCAUCGGACCAAACCAAUAUUUGUUACGUGUGGAGAAGGACUCUGUCAUAUGUGGCAGGAAACUCGUAAUGAACCACUUCGUACAUUCAAGUGGGGUGUAGAUAGUUUACUUGAUGUAAAAUUUAAUCCUGUACAGACAGAUCUUUUAGCUUCUUGUGCCAGUGAUCGUAGCAUAAUUUUAUAUGAUACUAGAGAGACAGGACCUUUAAGAAGAAUAGUAAUGAAAUUACGAAGCAACAAGCUUUCUUGGAAUCCUAUGGAAGCUUUCGUUUUUACAUGUGCAAAUGAAGAUUACAAUUUAUAUACUUAUGAUAUUCGUAAGCUGAAAACGCCAGUUAACGUACAUAUGGAUCACGUGGAAGCAGUGAUAGAUGUGGAUUACUCACCGACAGGAAGAGAAUUUGUUUCAGGUAGUUAUGAUAAAUCAAUACGUAUUUUCGAAGCGAACAAAGGCCACUCGCGAGAAGUGUACCACACAAGACGCAUGCACAGACUUACCUGUGUGGGAUGGUCACUUGAUAAUAAAUAUGUAAUUAGCGGUAGUGAUGAAAUGAAUCUACGUAUAUGGAAGUCUAAAGCAUCGGAAAAACUUGGCGUUCUGAAACCCAGAGAAAGAAAUGCACUGCAAGUCAACCAUACUUUGAAAGAGAAGUACGCGGCACAUCCAGAAAUUCGGCGAAUCGCGCGUCAUAGACAAGUACCGAAACAUAUAUACAAUGCACGAGCUGAAUUACGAACAAUUCGUGAGAAAAGUAAACGCAAGGAGGCUAAUAGACGUUACCAUUCCAAGAAAGGAACCAUACCGUUUACGUCAGAAAGGGAAAAGAACGUCGUGGCUGAAGAUAGUUGAAGUGACAUAUUCUCGUAUCUCUUUAUCUGAUACGAUUGAACAUAUUUCGAUUUUUAUUCGGUUAUUUCAAUAAGCCAUUGAUUUUUGUUAAUUGUAAAUGUUUUAGAAUACUAUGUAACUGUAAGAAAUAUAUGUAUACUUUGUA